Messenger RNA from Aspergillus niger, 615 nucleotides. RefSeq lists its product as uncharacterized. Gene Ontology annotation, molecular function: RNA binding. Lineage: Eukaryota; Fungi; Ascomycota; Eurotiomycetes; Eurotiales; Aspergillaceae. The transcript has 3 exons. The record is from RefSeq and is a predicted model, not a curated record. Gene Ontology annotation, cellular component: cytoplasm; nuclear exosome (RNase complex). The coding region runs from base 1 to 615 and encodes 204 amino acids. Gene Ontology annotation, biological process: RNA processing.
AUGGCCACUGCACUACCCACUUUGGCCAUCCCAGGCCAGCGCCUAGGCUCAAUUGCCUCGUAUGCCGCCGGUCCUGGUACACAUGUGCAGAACGCAACCAUCUAUGCCUCGAUCGCAGGCCCCGUGGUCGUCGAUCAAGCGCAACCCAGCUCCAAAGCAAAGCUCAUCUUGAGCGUCUCCCGAACAGGCCCCAAGAAGGCUGCUGCACCGGCACCCAGCACCAAGGCAUACAACACCCUCCCUGCCGUCGACUCGGUCGUGUUGGCGCGCGUAACUCGCGUUCAGAAGCGACAAGCCACCGUAUCUAUUCUAGUCAACCACAGCAACUCGGAUGAACUUCGCUUCCAGGCUCUGAUCCGCAAGGAGGACGUGCGUGCUGUUGAGAAAGACCGCGUUGUCAUGGAUGAGAUGUUCCGUGUUGGGGAUAUCGUUCGCGGAACGGUUAUCUCCCUUGGUGAUCAAAGCUUCUACUAUCUUACCACGGCUAGGAAUGAUCUGGGUGUCGUUAUGGCCCGCAGUGAGUCGGGUAAUAUGAUGUUCCCGGUUAGCUGGAAGGAAAUGAGAGAUCCUGUUACUGGGGUUGCGGAGUUGAGGAAGGUAGCUAGGCCGUUUUGA